GUGAUCUCUGGAUCGCGCUUGGCGAUUCCCGACACGUACGCCUCCUGUACGAUGCGAUAUGGAGAUGCGCAGUACAAUACAAUACAAUACAAAGACAUAUAUAAGGAUGUGCGACAAUGCUAACGUUGUGCGUGCUGGCGGCGCUGGUGUCCGCCCAGGUGACGUUCAGCAGAGACUGGUCAGGCGGGAAGAGAUCUCCGCCAGCUGUAUUCGACUGUGGACAGUUUGCAAGAAUCUGCCGCCAUUUUCUGCACGAAUUGAAACAAGAGAUGUCCACAGACGACAAACUCAAACACCGCCAACUGGAACCGGAGGACAUCCAAGUUAACUUCGAAGAUGAGAAAUAGUUAAACAGAAUACCUAGCGCUAUCUAACAUUAUUGUAUACUGUACGUACAGUGGACUUUAAAUGAUCUGUAUUUCAUUAUUUAUUAUUGGGAAUUAAUAAACGCUGCGCAACUGA
Messenger RNA from Maniola jurtina (meadow brown), 462 nucleotides. RefSeq lists its product as uncharacterized. Gene Ontology annotation, molecular function: hormone activity. Gene Ontology annotation, cellular component: extracellular region. Bases 117 to 347 code for a protein of 76 amino acids. The transcript is spliced from 3 exons. The record is from RefSeq and is a predicted model, not a curated record. NCBI's taxonomy places the organism in Eukaryota, Metazoa, Arthropoda, Insecta, Lepidoptera, Nymphalidae.